UCGCGCCUGCUGCCGAAGGAGGGCCGUGGGACAGAGCAACCAGCUGCUUUCAGCUGCUCUGCUCGGCAGGAGGAGAAGGAGGGAGAGGAAAAUCCCCAGGACCUGGAUGUAUGGAGGGGUAGCCUUUGCGGAUCCCCGCAUUCCGGGCUUCCCCUGGCCCCUGCCUCCAGGAAACUUGGCCGGCUCCGGCCCCUGUCAUGCAGACCUCCUAGCCCAGAUGUCAUGAUGAGCGAUGGAAGCAGCAAUCCCUCCACGCACUGGAAGCAAAGGCCAGUCGUUACUGCCCCCCAGGACCCAGGAGGCACAGACCCUCGGUCUUGGAAUGGUUGGGAAUGCUCAAUUCCGCAGACCACCCUGGCCCAAGCUGCCGACCAGGGUGAAGAGGCCGUAAUGAGGAGAGGUGCUGCCACCUGCAAAGUACUUCCAAAGAGCUGUAAAGAGGGCCCAGGUACCACCGUGCAGGCCAGGAGGGCCAGGCUCUACCGAUACUGUCCACCCGUUCAGACCAGCAGGAGCUACCCGGCCCCGCUGACCGCUCUGCUUCUCAAGGCAGAGACAUUUGUUUGGGGUAACAAUGCAUCAGCACAUUCCCAGAGUGUUGCCAAGGCAAAAUACGAAUUUUUAUUUGGCAGAUCUGAAGAGAAAACUCCAGAUACUAGUGAUCAUGGAGGAAGCACUUUACUCCCACCAAAUGUCACAAAUGAAUUUCCAGAAUAUGGGACCAUGGAGGAAAGUGGAGAAGGCCUAAGAACUUCUCUUGAGUUUGAUGCAGAGUCUCUGCCGUGCGGCCCACAGGGGCAGGAGGGGGUCCGGCUUCUCGCUAGCCCCCACUCUGGGCUCAACAGUGUUACAGAAGGACCAAAAGAUGUUGGCAAGGCCUCCUCUCACAGUCACCUCAAGGAACAAAGUUUACAACCCAUAGACUCUUUGAUUUCAGCUCUGAAAGCUACAGAAGCCAGAAUAGCUUCAGGAACAUUACAGGCUACAACGGUACUGGACAAAGAUGCUGUUUCUAGUUUUUCAGUUCAGCGGGUGGAAAAAGAGCUGGACGCUGCCAGUCAUCACACACAGAGGGCCAGCAAACUGUUCCCUGCUGGCCACGAACAACCGCCAUAUAUACCUCUUCCAGCUGAAGUUACGACGGAGGACAGUUUUCAUUUGAGCAUCCAGAAGGAUCUGACAGUGCUAUUAACUGGAGAGAAUCAAGCAGAGCCCUCCCACAUAACAGAUCCUGGGAGGAAAGGGGCUUACCGUGUGGAGGAGCCAGCUUGUCCAGCGGUCUCUGCGGGGAGCCCAGCAGUGCCCCACAACUCUGUGGGCCAUGCGGGUGUUUUGAGAGAGUGGAGGUCUGAUCUGGGGAGAGAGCACCCAUGGGGAUGUGAUCGAGGCAGCUCCACAGGCCGCCCAGGCCGGGUCAAACACGUGGAAUUUGAAGGGGUAGAAGUACUGUGGACAGGAGGGGAGAAAAGAGAGGUACGGCAGCCUGUGGAGUUGGAGACAAAAUCUACCUCUCCUGAAAGCAAGGGGUUUUCCAAAGUGCCAAGCCAUGUCAUCCCGUCUUCUGGUUUGUGUAAUUCAGCUGGUUUCCCGUCAGGGAGGCCUGACCUGAGCUCGGGGACAUUUUCCCCUGUGCCUCUGGUUGAGAGUGGAGAGGAUGAAGUCUUCCUAAAGGACAGCAAAGAACAUCUUGAGAAGAAACCUGACCUGGAGAGAGACAAGGAGAGGCUUCUGGAGCAAGAGGAGCUCCUUACAGGAGGAGAGGAUGACGUCCUGGGGCCUGGGUACACGGAAGACUCCACCGAUGUGUACAGCUCCCAAUUUGAAACCAUUUUGGACAACACUUCUCUAUACUACAGUGCUGAGUCCUUGGAGACAUUAUACUCAGAGCCUGAUAGCUAUUUUAGCUUUGAAAUGCCCCUCACUCCAAUGAUACAGCAGCGCAUUAAAGAAGGCAGUCAGUUCCUGGAGAGAACGUCAGUGGGAGGACAGCAGGACAUCCUGAGCGUCUCGGCAGAUGGCGGAAUAGUGAUGGGCUAUUCUGGUGGGAUCGCCAACGGGCUCAGUGAUGCUGGGGACUCCAUCCACGUGAAAGGCGCCCCAGAAAUUGCCUUGUGGGGAAGUUCUCGCAGCCAUGCUGGGGUGAAAACAGCUCUGCUGGAGGUUCAUUCUGAAAUGGGGAACACUGAAAUUCUGGAAAGGGAGCCCUCAGAAAAUCUCAGUAAUGGCACCAGCAGCAACGUAGAAGCUGCCAAAAGGCUGGCCAAACGCCUUUAUCAGCUGGACAGAUUCAAAAGAUCAGAUGUCGCAAAGCACCUAGGCAAGAACAAUGAAUUUAGCAAACUAGUUGCAGAAGAGUAUCUGAAGUUUUUUGAUUUUACAGGAAUGACGCUGGAUCAGUCUCUCAGGUAUUUCUUUAAAGCAUUUUCUCUUGUGGGAGAAACUCAAGAACGAGAGAGAGUUUUAAUACACUUCUCCAAUAGAUAUUUCCAUUGUAACCCGGAUACCAUUGCUACACAAGACGGAGUCCAUUGCCUCACCUGUGCAAUGAUGCUGCUUAACACAGAUCUCCAUGGCCAUAAUAUUGGAAAGAAGAUGACAUGCCAGGAGUUCAUUGCAAACCUCCAAGGUGUCAAUGAGGGUGGUGAUUUCCCCAAGGAUCUACUGAAAGCUCUAUACAACUCAAUCAAGAAUGAGAAGCUUGAAUGGGCCGCAGAUGAUGAAGAGAAAAAAAAAUCUCCAUCAGAAGGUACUGAUGAAAAGGCUAAUGGAACACAUCCAAAGACCCUCAGUCGUAUUGGGAGUACUACCAACCCGUUCUUGGACAUUCCUCAUGACCCAAAUGCUGCCGUGUACAAAAGUGGAUUCUUGGCUCGGAAAAUUCACGCAGAUAUGGAUGGAAAGAAGACCCCAAGAGGAAAGCGAGGAUGGAAAACGUUUUAUGCUGUGCUAAAGGGAACAGUUCUUUACUUGCAAAAGGACGAAUAUAAGCCAGAGAAGUCGCUGUCUGAAGAGGAUUUGAAAAACGCAGUGAGCGUGCACCAUGCACUGGCAUCCAAGGCCACAGACUACGAGAAGAAACCAAACGUGCUUAAGCUGAAAACCGCCGACUGGAGGGUCUUGCUUUUCCAAGCCCAGAGUCCGGAGGAGAUGCAAGGGUGGAUAAACAAGAUUAACUGCGUUGCAGCUGUGUUUUCUGCACCACCGUUUCCAGCAGCCAUUGGGUCUCAGAAGAAGUUUAGUCGCCCACUUCUGCCUGCCACCACCACAAAACUGUCUCAGGAGGAACAGCUGAAAUCUCACGAAAGCAAGCUGAAGCAGAUUACCACGGAGCUGGCUGAGCACCGCUCAUAUCCCCCAGACAAGAAAGUGAAGGCCAAGGAGAUAGAUGAGUACAAACUGAAAGAUCACUAUCUGGAGUUUGAGCAAACCCGUUAUGAAACUUACGUCAGCAUUCUAAAAGAAGGAGGCAAGAAGCUCCUGAGCAACAACGAAAGUGAGGCCGCGGGACUGAAGAAGUCGCAUUCGAGUCCCUCGCUGAACCCAGAUUCAUCUCCGGUCACUGCCAAAGUCAAGCGCAACGUGUCAGAGAGGAAAGAUCACCGACCUGAAACACCCAGCAUUAAGCAAAAAGUUACUUAGAAUCCAUCUGCGACCAGGAAAGUGCUGGUCAUGGAGCAAAAUAGAGUUUUUCAAGAUCUUUCUGGUAAAUCCGUGAAUAUUUAAAAAAAAAAAAAGUCUGUGACUAAAUGGUGCAUUAGUAACCUUUUCUAUUGUAUAUUUUUUGUUAGUUUCUGUACAGAUUGUCUCUUUGCUCUUGAUUUCUUUGCUUUGAUGGUUUUUGCUACUUGAUAACUAAUGCACCUUUGGGAGGGGGAAGGGAUCAUGAUUUCAGAGUGAGUUAUGCAUCCUUCUCCUUUGGUUUUCUCUUGUUUGCACUCUGCUCAGUUGUUAUGUAUUCUCAAACCAACUGUUACAUUUUUUUUUUUAAGGUUAAAAAAUUUAAUCCAUUGUGAAAAACUUAACUGGACGAAACUUUGUAGCUUCGUAAAUUCUAGCCAGAGUUAAUAUAAACCUUUCUAUGUGAGAUCUUGCCCGGUCACAGAGGUGGAAUUGAGCACUCACAGAAGGGCAGUUCCGAAUCGCAGUCCUGGGACUCAGGAUGCUCCACAGCGGCCGUGCAGCUGUGCGCACGUCUCAGUAGCAGCUGCUGUUGAGUCCUGGCCCUACUGGGAGCAGGGAGGUGGGGUGCAAGGACCGCAGGACUGGAGAC
Molecule: messenger RNA, 4270 nt
Organism: Pteronotus mesoamericanus
Lineage: Eukaryota; Metazoa; Chordata; Mammalia; Chiroptera; Mormoopidae
Gene: PSD3
Product: pleckstrin and Sec7 domain containing 3
Exons: 16
Coding region: 223-3639 (1138 amino acids)
Biological process (GO): regulation of ARF protein signal transduction
Cellular component (GO): ruffle membrane
Molecular function (GO): protein binding; guanyl-nucleotide exchange factor activity; phospholipid binding
Source: RefSeq, a predicted model, not a curated record